UCCACCAAGUUCAAGGACAGACUACUCUGCGGACAAGAUGGCGCCUGGAAAGUUGCGUGAAAAGAAUUUAUAGCACGUCUGAAAGAUUAUUGGCGAUUUCUAGUCAGAUAAUUAAUAAUCAGUCCUAUAUGUCACAAGAUGCAGUCCAAUUCUGAUGCAAGCCAUAAGCGAAAAAAUCCGAAAAGUAGACGUGACACUGCGGUUCAAGGAACAAAUGACAGUAGUAUUAUCAGUAAAUACUCUAUGGUAACUCAGGGAUAUUUUGAAGAUCCAUAUUAUGAGUAUUUUGUGAACAAAUGUCAAAGAAGAGCACCAUUAAUUAAUAGGGGAUACUAUAUUAGAGUAAAAACUAUUGAUCAUAUUCUUAGGAAGUUUCUACUACAGCAUCAAGGGUCAAAACAGAUAAUAUCUAUCGGAGCUGGAUUUGAUACAUCUUUCUUCCGUCUGAAGUCAACCGGCCAACUAGAAAACACCAUUUUUGUGGAGAUUGAUUUUCCGGAAUUAGUAAAACGUAAGCAUGCUUUAAUAUCCAAUCAGCCGGCAUUACAUCAGUUAUUGGGAGAGAAGGAAGUAUGUACAGAAAAAUCACCAUUGUUAGAAAUAAAUACUGUAGAUUACAAAUUACUGGGAGUAGAUUUAACACAGUUAAAUAUUUUAGAUGCAGCAUUAAGAAUGGCUGGUGUAGAUUUUGAUUUACCAACCGUUAUUUUAUCUGAAUGUGUUUUAACAUACAUGACCCGUAGAUGUUCAACGUCUGUUGUUGGUUGGGGUUCUGAGACUUUUGGUAACAGUAUUUUUGUACUCUAUGAACAAAUUAAUCCACAUGAUGCUUUUGGUAUGUUUAUGCAGCAUCAUUUUCAUAUUGUUGGUUCGCCAUUAAAAUGUAUCAACUCUUAUCCUACAAUAGAAUCACAGAAACAGAGAUUUUUACAUCAGGGCUGGAAUUGGUGUGAGGCAUAUGACAUGAAUCAGUUUUACUGUAAUUUAAUUGAUCAGUCAGAAAGAGACAGGGUUGAAAAACUUGAACCAUUUGAUGAACAUGAAGAAUGGCAUGUAAAAUGUAACCACUAUAUGGUUUUAUUGGCUUAUUCAUCCCCUAGUAUUAGCAGCUUAAUGUGUGACGACUCAAAAUUGUUAGAUUUUAAAUACCCAACAAUAAACAGAAAUCCUCCAGUCCCAAACAAAGUAAAUAUUGAAUUCCUUGACAAUGAGGACAUUCCUGUUGUUAAACGAUUUAGCCACAUUACUGGUAACCUUGGUAACAGAUUUAUUGUGAUUUUUGGAGGAUUUGGUGAACAAGAUGGCCGACAUCAACGUCUUACUGAAAUUGGAGUAUACAAUCCAUUAAACCACAAAAUGUGUUCAACACAGCUUAAGAUACCUGAUUUUGAUUUUCCCAGAAUGCACUUGUCAGCAGCGUCAUUAAAAGAUGGUAGAGUGAUGAUUAUUGGUGGCAGAAAUUCACCAUUUAAAGUUUCCAAAGGCAUCAUUGUUAUCUCUUUAAAAUCCACAGAGACCGAUAAAAUGACAAAUGAGUUUUCUAAAUGUGAUAUCGAUAUGAAAAACAGUCAAUCUUCAAAUAUUUCUCUUGACCAAAGCCGAAUCUGUGAUAGUGAAACAAGAGAUUCAACUGUAAAUGCUCAUGAAAAUGAAGAGUCAGAAUCGAACUUGCCUAGUGAUAAAUUUAAUGAAUCAGUUAAUAAUAUUCAACAAAAUCCAUGUCAAGGAGUUUCAAACAGUGUUAGUGCAUCUUGUGAAAAUACAAAUACAAACAUUUCCACAGAUUUAAAUAGUGCGAAUGAAAUAGUCCCAGAAUUUAGCCAAAUUACACAAGACUCAUGGACAGAAGAAACUGAAUUUUGUGAUUUUCAAUUGACUUUAUUAAAAGAAUGUGGUGAUAUUCCGGAACCUAGAUGGAGACAUGCAGUCUGUAAUGUUAUUUAUCAAGGUGUAGAACAUGUUAUAGUGUAUGGUGGUAGAACUAUGGCUGAUCUAACUUUAAACGAUUGUAAUAUAUUAAAUACUGUGACAGGAGAAUGGAAACAGUUAAAUGGUAGUGGUGAUGAUCCAGGUCCACGUCAAUCUCAUACACUGUGUCUGUGGAAUAAUGAGAUUGUAUUGUAUGGUGGAUUAAAUGAUCAACUGUUACCUAGUAGUGAUAUUUAUAUAUUAAAUCUAGACUUAUUAUUAUGGAGAAAACUUGAGGUACACGGCACACUGUAUCCUAGGUAUUCUCAUUCUUGUCAUAUUGUAAAAAAUCAAAUGAUAGUGAUUGGUGGAGUUAAUCUUACCCAUGAUACACCUGGUGUAGCAGUAGUCAGUCUUAUUAAUGGAGAAAGUGAGGAGUACAGUCUUCCUAGUAUGGAUAAGAAUAACUUGAUAUUAUUUCAUCAACAUUCAAGUGUGAUGUUGGAAGAGGAUAAGAAAAUUCUGGUGAUUGGAGGAGGGGGAAAUUGUUUUUCAUUUGGUACACAUCUCAACAAAACACCGUUUCUACUGGAUGUAAAACAGUGUCUGGUGUAGAGACAAUGUAGUAAAAAAAAAAAAAGUGCAGUACAUAAAAGUUCGUGUUUAUGAAAUGCUUUUAGGAAAUUGAUGAUAUUUUAAAGGGACAAUGAGCCAUUGAUUUUUAAAAUAUGUGCAAUUUUACCGUAAAUUGAGUUAAUCUAGUCUUAUUAAUCACAUCUGAGUAGGAAUAACACAACCUGAAAUAUACACAUUUUUUCAGGUCUAUUCCAUGAAAUGCAAACGCUAUUUUUUAUAGAGCCCCUUCCCAACCAAAUAUGUUGAUUUGUUAACUUUUCUAAUAAUCCUGGGGGGUUGUAUGGCCGAAUGGUUUGCGCAUACAUGUUGUAUCAUAAGGUCUGUCAUUGAGUCAGCUAGCGUGGUUUGAAUUCCCAGGUUGUAUGUGACAAAAAGUAGGGUCACCUGUCCAAUCUCGUGGGUUUUCUCUGGGCCCUCCGGUUGCCUCCCACUGCUAAAGACCCCUAUGCCUAAGUGAAUUAUUGAAAUAGAAUUGAACCAUAUGUUAGUCCCGAAACGAACUUGUUUGUGUCUGUCCACAAUUUUUUGGUGCACUCUACAGGUUACAAUUUUUAUCCAAUUUUGACGAAACUUGAAAUAGGUUUAUCUCCAAAGAUCUCGGUUCGUUUGGAUAUUGGCAUGUAUCGCUCUGUCACUUCAUGGAUUAUGGCCCCUGAUUGUACGA
Molecule: messenger RNA, 3208 nt
Organism: Patella vulgata (common limpet)
Lineage: Eukaryota; Metazoa; Mollusca; Gastropoda; Patellidae
Product: tRNA wybutosine-synthesizing protein 4
Exons: 15
Coding region: 139-2523 (794 amino acids)
Biological process (GO): wybutosine biosynthetic process; tRNA methylation
Molecular function (GO): tRNA methyltransferase activity; protein binding
Source: RefSeq, a predicted model, not a curated record